Messenger RNA from Apis dorsata (giant honeybee), 4384 nucleotides. RefSeq lists its product as uncharacterized. Gene Ontology annotation, biological process: regulation of transcription by RNA polymerase II; developmental process. NCBI's taxonomy places the organism in Eukaryota, Metazoa, Arthropoda, Insecta, Hymenoptera, Apidae. Gene Ontology annotation, molecular function: protein dimerization activity; RNA polymerase II transcription regulatory region sequence-specific DNA binding; DNA-binding transcription factor activity, RNA polymerase II-specific. Bases 503 to 3622 code for a protein of 1039 amino acids. The transcript is spliced from 9 exons. The record is from RefSeq and is a predicted model, not a curated record.
UCCUCCGAUGUUUUCGGUUGGUCCGGUUGGAAUUUCUACAAAAUUGUGAAAAGAGGAAGAGUGCCGUUGAACAAUUUUACCGAGGGUACCAAAUGGUAGGAAGAUGGAAAAGGACGAUAGAAAUAAAAUUUCAGACCGGGCAGUAACAAUAAUCCGCAGAACUCUGGGGGUUUGCACUUUGCUCGUUGAACGAUCCACCAAUGGCUGGAUGGGUCGAAGAUAGGUUUCACUCUAGAACGUUCAGGAUUGGCUAGAUUCUCCGCCCAGGGGUUGCAUCGAUCAUCCCCUUACCGCUUCACCAACCUCCGAUAUAUAAAGCAGCCUCCCCAGGGACACUGAGGAUAGUCUGAUUCCUUUGCUGCUCUCGUGUAUCCUUGGUUCCCUUCAUUCAAACGUUGUGAAGUGAUCCUUGGGAGAUUGGAAAUUAAUCUUAUCAUAAUUAAUUGAAAAGAAAAAUUAUCAUUAAGAGUUAUUAAUGAGCUGGUAAGAAGAAAGAAUAUCUAUGGCGAACCAUUCGAGUUACGAGUACGAAGAUAGAGGACAGAGGAUGCGACAUCGUGUUGGUACUACUUCCAGAGCGGCCGAUUCUACUGUGGCCUGCACUAGUAGUCAAUAUUACGUGGGUCCAAGCAGUGAUAUUAGUGAGGAAGAUCUGGCAGAAUUGCCUUCUUGUGUUUAUGCGGGUAGAUCCACUCAACACGUUGCACACACCUCCUCACAUACUCAUUCUCCUCUUCAUUAUCAUAUGCCAGUUUCUACACCUGGUAAUUCGAUUAAUAAUUUGAAUUGUUUUGAAAAUUAUACGAAACAAGAAGAAUCAGAAAAUAAAGUGAAUGAAGUGAAACAGAUUGUCAGUGUGAUUGCGAUUUUUAGCAGCAUCAACUCGGCUUUCGACGAGCUUCGAGUACAUGUACCAACGUUUCCAUACGAAAAGAGACUGUCCAAAAUUGAUACUUUGCGUCUGGCUAUAGCAUACAUUGCACUACUUCGAGAAGUGUUAGCUGCUAGGCUUGAUCCAUUAACUUAUGUUGAAAGGUGCCUUAGAGGAGAAAUAAAUGGGGAACGUGCCGAAUGGAAUACCAGCGAUUUGACAGCACGUUUAUCAUGGAUAAAUUGGGAAAAUCUAGUAUUACUGAACACAAGAUCUGAUUACCAGAUGACACUAUUGUUCCCAUUAUUGGAAACAAAAGCAUGUGACACGUGUCUUGAACAAGUUUAUUGUUUUUUUUUAAGAAACGAAAUAGAAGAUUCAAAGAAAAUGGGAUCAAAACAAAAAAAUUUUAAUGACAAGGAUGACGAUGACGUGAGCGUGAUAGCUGUGAUAGGAAAAGAAAACGAUCGAACUUCACGACAGCAGCAAGAUGAAGAACUGGAUGAGAAACAAGAGGAUGAACGAGUGUUCGAGUUGAGUGACGAACGAUCCAAAAUGGCACUUCGGAAGCAACUCGAUCUGGGAUCGUUAUCGACCGAGCUAGGUAAUGUAGCACAGAAUUACUAUGAGGGCAUAGAAAUUUUGCAAAAGCUGCCUCCAGGAACAAUAGUUAUUAAACAAGAAAAGAGAUAUAAGGAUGAUAGUGAUUACGUGCGGGAUUCAACGGAAAUCAGUAGUGGCGGAUCGACUUCAAGUAAUGGAGUAACGAAAGUUAAGAGGAUUUAUCGAUCUACGAGGAAAAAUCGUGGAACCACGGAAGUCAGAAGAAAUCCUAUACGUGUUACAAAAAAAGAACCAGAUAAAAAUUUUUCUCGGCCAAGACAACGAUUACUUUCUGCAAAACGGAAGGAAAUGCUCUUUAAUUCUGAGCCUACUAAACGUGGAAAAUCUUCUACGAUGCCCUAUAUGAACACAAGAUCUGUUACUCGUAAAAUGUAUAACGUAGGAGCAACUUAUCAAGCACCCACUUUAAAAGAUGAAACAGAAUGGAAAGAAUGGCCAGUUCAUGGUAUGCAUGAACGACCAGUAUUUCAUCCACAGAUUGGUCUAGCUGCAGAAUAUUUAGGACGUUAUUUUACGAGUUUAGAUGGUCUCUCUUAUCGAGAAAUAAUCGAUCGACCGGAAAUAGAAGUGGUAUCCGUAGAUCCUCAUUGUGAUUAUCUUUCUUCAUCUACGGAAAAAAAAAGAGACAAAAAAACAAAAUCUAAUAAAAGUUGUCCCAAUUCUAAGAAUACAAAAAAACCUUCUAUGGAAUCGUCCGAAAAGAAUAAAUCUUUUGAAAGUUGCAUGCAUGAAAGUUUUCACUGCGUUCUAGGUUAUUGUUCGCAAGUAAUGACACCAACUUAUAAAAUGAAUGUAGAAGGAAAGAUAAACAUGUUAAACGAUAAUAAAAAUUUAUCUAAUAUUUCUAAAGAAAUCGAUAAAGAAUCGUCUAAGUCGAAUAUCGUUGAUCGGAAUUCUAAACGCGAAUCCUCUGUUAGUUUUAAGGAAAAUUUACAAAAAUCAAUUGAAGAAAACAAAUUCCUUGAUAAUUGCGGAAUUACUAUGUUCCCACAAAAUGUUAAGAGCUUCACUCAGGUUCCAAAAACACGUUUGUUUCCAACUCAGAAGGUUUAUAUAGCUAAUUCCUCGAAAUCCAUUGCUUUUACCAAUCUAAAAACGCUUCAAGGAGGACAUAUGAAGAUCCAGGAAGUAAUACGAUCUUCUAAAAGUCCUUUUAUUCUAGUAAAUCCUCCUGAUUCAAAAGAAACACCACUUUUAAAACCAUUUACAAAUAAUAUAAAUGUGAAUAAAGCAGAAGAAUUUCCUGCCAGUGAAGAAACUUUAGGUGAAGUAACAUCUAUAUAUAAGAAUGUAUCUAAUGAAGAGUUGAAUGCAAAACAAACGCCUGUAAAACGAGGGAAUAAAGUAGAAUUUACAGUAACAAAAUAUCUUUUGAAUAAUAUGCAACAGAAUAAAGUUCAAGUGGGAAAAGAAUCAUCUUCGAUCGAAAAAAAAUUAUGUUACGAGACAACAUGCAGAGAAGUGAACGUUAAAACUAUGUCUGGUGGUAUAAGUAAAACUUGGUGUGCUGGUGAGACUUCAGAAAUAGCGAAAAUUCUUUCAGAAUAUAAUAAAAGUAAUUUAAAAAAGCCAGCCAUAGAAAAUCAAACUUUCUGUAAUAACAUGAAGAAUAUUAAGAUUAAAGAACUCAGUAAUAAAGAAGGAAAUGUGAAACAAGAUGUCCAAGAAAGUGUUAUGGAUAAAAAUGUGAAUAUAACCUUUCCUCAGGGAAAAUGGCGGCGAUUUCAUUUAACUGUGGAGAAAUUGAAAGAUUUAAAAAGUAAUUCUAAUGAGAAAAAACAUUCUUUGGGAGUUUUAAACGGACAAUCAUUAUUUAAAAUGGACCAAACAACCGGAGAAAUUUCGUCUGAUAGAAAAAUUGAAAUUCCAAAGCAAUUAGAUAUGGUCCAGAUAAGUCAACCAUCUAUAAUGAAUUCCGAAAAAAAAGAAAAUAUUUCGACAGUUAAUACUAGCGUAGAUACAACAACAAUGAAAACACAAUCUUUACAAGAAUUAUUAGAAGAUACGGCUAUGUUAUAUUGCGCCGCCACUGGAACUCAUCAAGAUGAUUUGGCUAAUUAUAUUGAUAACUUAGAUGCUGCACAGAGUAUACAAUGGUUGGAAACUUGUAAUGAUUUAAUUGCAUGAAUUAUUAUGUCAUAUAGAACAAUUAGUUACAAGAUUAAUUUUUUUUAAUUUUAUGAUAAUGAAUCUUGCAAUUAUCUUUCGAGAAAUUAAUUAAUUUUAUUUUUUUUUUAAUUGUUAAAAAAAUAUUUUAAUUAGGAUAUGAUGAGAAUGAAUUUGAGAGGAAAAUAUGCUUUCAUUCUUUUAUUAAUCAAGCAAAACUUAAGAUAGUAGAAAUAUUUCUCAAUCAUUCUCAUUUACAUGUUUAGAUAUUACAUUAUAUAUAAAGUAACUUUAAUUAAUGGUUAAUCAUAUAAAAUGGAAUUAUAUUAAAAUAAUCUUAAUUUCUAACUCAUAAAUUACAAUUUUAAGUUAAACUACUCUAGUGCUGAGUUUUCAAAUAAUAUAAUUUUUUAUUGUUCUUAAUUCUUUGCACUUCAAUUUUGACUUUAAAAUACAUUUAGCAUUUUAUAUUGGCAUCUAUUUUAAUUAAAUUCAAUUAAUAAUUAAUUAUAUUUAUAAAAAGAAUUCAAAUUUUUUAAUUUUUGUUGUAUAAAAUAAUUAAAGUGCAAAGAAAUUAAUUAGUAUAGAUUAUUUUCUUUAGUCUUGUUAUUAAUAUAACGCCAUUGUUGAUCCCAGCAUGUAUAAAAAGCAUGCAAAUAAUGAGGAUCGCAAAAUAGACAAACAAGAGAGUGAUUAUACCGAGGUAUCGUUGUCAGUCUCUGUUUUGUCUUCGUUUUCUAUGAAUAUACCUACAAAAAACAAUAAGUUUCUAUAAUCAUCUUA